Messenger RNA from Brassica napus (rape), 1144 nucleotides. RefSeq lists its product as uncharacterized. The transcript has a single exon. The record is from RefSeq and is a predicted model, not a curated record. The coding region runs from base 81 to 692 and encodes 203 amino acids. NCBI's taxonomy places the organism in Eukaryota, Viridiplantae, Streptophyta, Magnoliopsida, Brassicales, Brassicaceae.
CAAUCUCUCUCACCCUCUCAUGGCGGAGCCGAUCCGUCUGUUUCACCAUCAGAGAAGAGAUUCUAGAACUGAGUCGAAUAAUGAGUGACUUCGAUCUCGGAACGACUCAGAGGAUGACGACUGAGACACACCGCACGACGACGUUUCUUGAUCUUCUCCGACGCCAGAUGAGCGUUGCCGAUCGCACCAGGAGAAAGCGGACUCUUAGAGAGCGGUUGAGAUUCAAAUGCAUUGCAUGCUGUGGGCCCACCAUCAACAAUACAACAACUAGUGCUACUCUCCACAGUCCAACCUCUAGAGAAGACGAAAUCGAAGAACAAAGUGAAAUCCAGUUCGUUCCCGGGUCAGACGCUGGAUCGGGUUCGGGUAUGAAUCUCGCGACGGCUUUAGAGGCGGAGAGAUACAACCGGGGAGAACCGGCGGUUGAUAUGACGCCGAGGAGAGUGUCGUUGAUGAGAUUACUGGAUGAGACGGCGGAGAGAGUGGACAAUGACGGGAGGGAGACGGAGAUAUCGACGGCGUCGAUGGAGACGUUAACGGGUAACGAUUCGGUGUGCUGCGUGUGUAUGGGAAGGAAGAAAGGCGCUGCGUUUAUUCCCUGUGGACAUACUUUUGCAGAGUUUGCUCCAGAGAGCUGUGGCUCAACCGAGGCUCGUGUCCUCUUUGCAACCGUCCGAUCAUCGAGAUCUUAGAUAUAUUUUGAAACCAAUCGAAUGGCUGUAAAUUCUCGAUCAACAUAGUUUUUACAGUUUGUUACAUUUCGUUUGUUAUGGAAAGAUGAUGUAAAUUUCAAAAAAAUACAAGAUAUUCUGUUCAGAAGGCCCAUUAAGUCAAUUAUAAGCCCAAUAAACAUAUAGUUUGGACGUUUCCUCUCAAUCGCGCUUUUCCGAAACGCCAGAAAAACGCUGUGAAGAUAUUUAUCGCAUGGUAGCAGAUCUCGACCGUUAAAGGACCAAAGUAGUUGGCAAACUGAGCGAUAAUCAGAAAACGGCCAGACAAUAGUACACUGCCGAAGUUUCUAGCAUCGUGUCAUUUGCAUGGCGCCUAAUUCUCGUCGAGAACUAGAGAUAAUAAAGAGCAACUUUCCUAAACAAUAAUUUCUGUCUAUCCCUAAAUAUUUUUUUUUUGUUUUUUGCAGAGAAAC